Ilex paraguariensis (yerba mate) is the source of this 1731-nucleotide messenger RNA. Lineage: Eukaryota; Viridiplantae; Streptophyta; Magnoliopsida; Aquifoliales; Aquifoliaceae. The record is from the annotation of a GenBank genome assembly.
AGAAAGAAGCAGCUUGGUGGGCAGCAAAAGAGAGAGGAGCUAGAAAGAGAGGUUUCUGUGCUUCGCAAAAUGCUGGAUCAUGAACAGAAGGUGCAUAAAAUUCUUGAGUGUCUGCAUCAUCGACAGGACGGUUCCACCCUUUGUUUCCCAAACUUCCUUCCUCCAAAGAUGAAGGAACUCCUAGCAGAGUUGGCUAUGGUAGAGGACGAGAUAGCUCGAUUGGAAACCCAAAUAAGCCAACUACAAACAGAUUUGGAUCGUGAAAAGGAAGUCACUAAAGAAGUACAGUCCAAACAAUGGCAACAAGAAAGUCGAAACAACCCUCCUGGACAGUCAUCAAUUCCACCAAAUCCGAACCCCCCAAGCAAAGGUUUUAAUGAGAAGAUGGCAUUCGAGACAAAGGCAUUGCAUUUCAUUAGUAAAGCUAUAAAGGGUGAUUAUAAUCUCAGUGACUUCAGCAUGAAUGAUAAACUGAGAAUUUCGCGAGGAUUUUUGGAUCAGAAAGAGAAUAACUUCCGGGAGGAGAUGGGAUUGCAAGAUAAACUACUUACAAGAAAAAGUGGGAUGCUUAAACCAUCCUCACCCUUGCAGCCAGAGCCAAGACAACCAUCUCCCAGGAGGGAUCGUAAUCUAGAGGUCCCUUUACGUCUCCCACCAAAGGCUCAACCAACUCCAAUUCAACCAGAAGAAGAGAGCUCCCAGAAGUGGUCACCCAACAAGCUAUCAGAGAGCAUCAUCAAAUGUUUGCUCUUCAUUUUUGUAAGACUUCUUAGGACUUCAAGAAAAAUGGAGCUAGAGAAAUUGGGCCCCACUUCAAGGUCUACUAACUUUUCUUCAAGCUUCAGGGCUGAGCCCAGCUUAAACUCCAAGGCAAGCCUUUUGUUACAGAAAGAAUUAAGGCAACAAGACCCUUAUGGAAUCUUUGAUAUGGAAGGAUCUAUUCCAAGGGACGUUGGCCCUUACAAGAACUUGGUUAGGUUCACAUCAAGCUCCAUGGACCCCAAAUGCAUCUCCAAUUCAAGUUCUGUUCCUUUAUUGCAGAAACUAAGGGUCUUGAUGAACAGCCUACAGGAGGUUGACUUGAGAUUUCUGACUGACCAACAGAAGCUAGCAUUUUGGAUCAACAUGUACAAUGCUUGUAUCAUGCAUGGGGUUCUUCAAUAUGGUGUGCCUUCUAGCCCUGAAAAACUGCUUACUCUUAUGAACAAGGCAACCCUGAAUAUUGGAGGCAACAUAAUAAAUGCUCAAGCUAUUGAGCAUUUUAUUCUUAGAAAACCAGCAUCUUCAAUCACAAAAGAGGUUUAUCCGAAGAGAGAGAAGGACGACAAAGAAGCCAUUGUUCGUGAACUUUAUGGACUCGAGUCAUCGGACCCCAAUGUCACAUUUGCCUUAUGCUGCGGAACACGGUCUUCUCCAGCAGUGAGAAUAUAUACAGCUGAUGGUGUUGUAUCUGAACUGGAGAAAUCAAAGCUAGAGUACCUGCAAGCUUCCAUUGUUGUGAUGAGCACAAGGAGGAUUGCACUACCGGAGCUACUGCUCCGAAACAUGCACGAUUUCGAGGCCGCGGACAUGAGCUCACUGGUGGAAUGGGUUUGUCACCAGUUACCUACCUCAGGAUCACUGAGGAAAUCAAUGGUGGAUUGUUUCAGGGGUCUUCAUGGUGGCAAGGUGUCCACCAUUGUUGACAAGGUACCAUAUGACUUUGAUUUCCAAUAUCUUUUGGCCAUAUAA